ACGAUUAUAGACAGAUAUUUCUUGCGUGUUUAGAGUAAUAAAUUAUCGUGCUUUUCGCGUCUUGUUAGAGGACAAAUAAGGAUUUUAAAAGCAGACUACCUUGUGCAACUGGACUCCUGCAGCAAGCGUUAAUUGACCUGAAGGCGAAUUUAGCAUAGAUGUUGUGAUCUGAUAUUUGCUCACAGCGUUUGUGCAUAUAAGUCUGGAAGUGCAGGAGGAUAUGAGAGUAUUGGAGCUGCUUUAGUGAAAGUGAUGCAAAAGCAGCUCGUCAGCGAUUCUUGCGUGUGAUUCUCUCUCUUCUGAACUGAUCUGGGUUCAUCAUCGGUGGACAUGUCUCUGGUAGCCUACGACAGCAGCGACGACAGUGACCGCGAUGAUUCUCCGGUUUUACCCGCUCGAGCUCCGGGAAGGAGCGGCGGACUCUUCGCUUCUCUGCCCGCGCCGAAGAACGCGGAGGUCCGACCAACCGCAGAUGAGCCCGCAGCUGCUCCACAACCCAAAAGGACGAUCAUGGACCUCCCCAAACCCAAGAAACGCACAGAGCCCGUGAAAAUCAUCGUUCCUCAAAUAAAACCCGCAGAUUCGGACUCUGAUGAUGAUGAGCCAGUGCGAAAGAAAUCAGCUCCUCGGGGCAGUGGUCUGUCCUCUCUGCUCCCCCAGCCUAAGAAUCUGGCAGUGAAGGAGACCCAGAGACCCCUGGUACCGCACACCCUCACCAAACGUCCCGCAUCAGAUAAACCCAAAUCAAACACAGCCAAGCCCCAGAGUCUGUCAGGAAGCAGCCCAUCCCCAUCUGCCAUCAAAGCGGCCGCUAAAUCAGCAGCCAUGCAGCUUGCUAAACAAAUGGCUGCGGACGAAGACGGAAGCGAUGACGAACUCGCUCCAGAAAACUACUUCUCUCUUCCGGAAAGCUCCGUUCAGCCUGUGAUCCCGCAAAAUGUUGAUGCGCAGCAGUUCGUGCCCUCUUUACACCCUCCGCCUGGUGUGGAGGACGCCCCGCUAGACUUUGGCUCUAGUAAGCCGGUCGGAGCCAUUCAAGACUAUAAGACGAGUGGAGAUUUUCAACAUCAGUACCAGGAGCUUCCUGACAACACACAGCCAGAGGCGUCUGCACAGGAGUAUUAUGGGGAAGAAUACUAUCAAGAUCCAAACCCUGGAGCUGAUGAGGAAGAGGAGUCGGGGUCGUCUUCGUUGUUCAAUGAUGAAGCGUUUCGGCGGCUGCAGGGCAAACAGAAUCGUGGAAGAGAAGAAAUCAAGUUCCUCGAGAUCAAAGGAGACGAUCAGCUGAGCGGAAACAAACAGUGGAUGACCAAGAACAUGACAGCAGAGGCCGAGCCACGCAAGUCCUUCAGCAAGAAACGAGGAGAUCAGCCAACGGGCCAACAGAGGCGCAAACACCAGAUCACGUAUCUGAUUCACCAGGCCAAAGAGCGAGAGCUGGAACUCAAGAACAACUGGGCCGACAACAAGCUCACUCGACGGCAAACACAAGCCAAGUACGGAUUCUAG
This is a messenger RNA of Danio rerio (zebrafish), 1509 nucleotides long. RefSeq names its product proline rich mitotic checkpoint control factor (gene prcc). Lineage: Eukaryota; Metazoa; Chordata; Actinopteri; Cypriniformes; Danionidae. The record is from RefSeq and is marked provisional.